GGCCGGCUCCAAAGUGGCGCCCCAGUGCCUUGCCGGGGCUUCCUGCGCGCCCUGCGGCCCCCGGCGCCCCCGGCCCCUCGCUAGAUGCCCCGCGCGGGGCCCAAGGCUGCGGGAAGAAAGUUGCAGGUGAUCUUUAGAGAGUAACUGAGUAUGGAUCAUUUGAACGAGGCAACUCAGGGGAAAGAACAUUCAGAAAUGUCUAACAAUGUGAGUGAUCCGAAGGGUCCACCAGCCAAGAUUGCCCGCCUGGAACAGAACGGGAGCCCGCUAGGAAGAGGAAGGCUUGGGAGUACAGGUGCAAAAAUGCAGGGAGUGCCUUUGAAACACUCGGGCCAUCUGAUGAAAAGCAACCUUAGGAAAGGAACCAUGCUCCCGGUUUUCUGCGUGGUAGAACAUUAUGAAAAUGCCAUUGAAUACGAUUGCAAGGAGGAGCAUGCAGAAUUUGUGUUGGUGAGGAAGGACAUGCUUUUCAACCAGCUGAUAGAAAUGGCCUUGCUGUCUCUGGGUUAUUCACAUAGCUCUGCUGCCCAGGCCAAAGGGCUGAUCCAGGUCGGGAAGUGGAACCCAGUCCCCCUGUCAUACGUGACAGAUGCCCCCGACGCUACAGUAGCAGACAUGCUUCAGGAUGUGUAUCAUGUGGUCACACUGAAAAUUCAGCUGCACAGUUGCCCCAAACUGGAAGACCUGCCUCCCGAGCAGUGGUCGCACACCACCGUGAGGAAUGCGCUGAAGGACUUGCUGAAGGAUAUGAAUCAGAGCUCCUUGGCGAAGGAGUGCCCCCUCUCACAGAGCAUGAUCUCCUCCAUCGUGAACAGCACUUACUAUGCAAAUGUCUCAGCAGCGAAAUGCCAAGAGUUUGGAAGGUGGUACAAGCAUUUCAAGAAGACGAAAGAUAUGAUGGUGGAAAUGGAUAGUCUGUCGGAGCUGUCCCAGCAGGGUGCCAACCACGUCAGCUUCGGCCAGCAGCCCGCCCCGGGGAGCACGGCGGAGCAGCCCCCCUCGCCGGCCCAGCUGUCCCACGGCAGCCAGCCCUCUGUGCGGACGCCGCUGCCCAACCUGCACCCUGGGCUGGUGUCGACGCCCAUCAGCCCUCAGCUGGUCAACCAGCAGCUGGUGAUGGCCCAGCUGCUGAACCAGCAGUACGCCGUGAACAGACUUCUAGCCCAGCAGUCCUUAAACCAACAGUACUUGAACCACCCUCCCCCCGUCAGCAGGUCUAUGAACAAACCUUUGGAGCAGCAGGUUUCCACCAACACAGAGGUGUCUUCCGAAAUCUACCAGUGGGUACGUGAUGAACUGAAACGGGCAGGAAUCUCCCAGGCAGUAUUUGCACGUGUGGCUUUUAACAGAACUCAGGGCUUGCUUUCAGAAAUCCUCCGAAAGGAAGAGGAUCCCAAGACUGCGUCCCAGUCUUUGCUGGUAAACCUUCGGGCUAUGCAGAAUUUCUUGCAGUUACCGGAAGCUGAGAGAGAUCGAAUUUACCAGGAUGAAAGGGAGAGGAGCCUGAAUGCGGCCUCAGCGAUGGGCCCUGCCCCCCUGAUAAGCACACCGCCCAGCCGCCCUCCCCAGGUGAAAACAGCUACUAUUGCCACUGAGAGGAAUGGGAAACCAGAGAACAAUACCAUGAACAUUAAUGCUUCCAUUUACGACGAGAUUCAGCAGGAAAUGAAGCGUGCUAAAGUUUCCCAAGCUCUGUUUGCAAAGGUGGCAGCUACCAAAAGCCAGGGGUGGCUGUGCGAGCUGUUGCGCUGGAAAGAAGACCCUUCUCCGGAAAACAGGACCCUGUGGGAGAACCUCUCCAUGAUCCGGAGGUUCCUCAGCCUCCCGCAGCCGGAACGCGACGCCAUCUACGAACAGGAGAGCAACGCGGGCCAUCACCACGGCGACCGGCCGCCGCACGUCAUCCACGUGCCCGCCGAGCAGAUGCAGCCGCCGCAGGCACCGCCGCAGCCGCAGCCCGCGCCGCCCCCCGCACCGGCACAGGCGCCGCCGCCCCCGGCCGGGCCCCGGCUCCCCGCGCGGCAGCCGCCCGCCGCGGCGCCGGCCGAGGCGGAGGAUGAGAGCCGGCCGAAGGCGCGGCCGCGGACCAAGAUCUCGGUGGAGGCGCUGGGCAUCCUGCAGAGCUUCAUGCAGGACGUGGGGCUGCACCCGGACGAGGAGGCCAUCCAGACGCUGUCGGCGCAGCUGGACCUGCCGCAGCACACCGUCAUCAAGUUCUUCCAGAACCAGCGCUACCACCUCAAGCACCACGGCCGGCUGAAGGACCACGCGGGCCUGGAGGUGGACGUGGCCGACUACAAGGACGACGAGCUGCUGCAGGACCCGGACGAGGGUGCCCCGGGCGCGGGCGCUAGCCCGCUCUUCGCGGUGAAGCUCGAGGAUGAGCCGGCGGCCGACGGCAGCACGGACGCGAGCGCCGACGCCAGGGACUGAGCUGCGGGCCCGCAUCAGCGGCCCGCGGGCUGGGGGGGUCCGCCCCGGGCUCCCUGCGAGCCUCGCGCUCCCGCCGUUCGGCCAGGGAAUCGUCAGAAACUUGCACAAACGGGAACGUCGAGAAAGGCUGAUACUGACCGCACUAAACGUUUUCCUCCCUCUCUUACGAACUGCUUGGCAGCCCCAGGUGAAGCAUCGGAUUGUUUGGUAUUAAAAAUGGAAAAUUUGUGUUCACGGAACACACCCAGGUGUGUGUACCCGUAAGCAUGAUAACCAGUGAUUUUUUUUUAAAUUUUAUUAUUAUUCUGGAGCCUCAAAACAAGCAUUAUAACUUCUGUGAUUAUCAUUUCCUUCCUUUAUUUCUGUAACACUUCACACUUAUCUUUGGAAACUCGCCCCUUGUUUAAAAAAAGAAAAAGAGUUUGUUACUCUGUUGUAUGUUGCAAAAGAACUAUAGACUGUGGAAUGCAGUUUAAAGAUAACAUAUGCCAACAAAUGCCUUGUAUUAUAUGGCACUGCCGUAAUUCAAAUUUGUUUUUAUUUUGGAAAUAAAAGUUCACUGUAAUUUUUUUCAUUCUCAUUGUUAACAAGAUUUUUUAAAAAAAUGAAAAGAAAAUGUGAAACACAAUUUAGUCCUCAUUAUUUAUUUGUAGAUCCUGCAGCAUCAUGUUGUAAUUAAUUUUUGGAAGUUUCCGUUAAAUGUAGUAUUGCUUCUCUUGUUACCAUACUGGUUCUUUUCUAUUUAUAAAUGUAUUUUGAUGGGCAGUAAAACAAAGUGUCUUAAAAGUUUUAAAUAGAUAAAAUGUGCUUUACACAGUUGCCUAUAAAAAGUGCUCUAUGUUAUCCAAGCAAUUCAUACUAUAAGCUUCACUCUUAUUGUUGUAUGCAAUUUUUACUAUCAUGCAAAUAAGCUUAGGUUAAUAAAACUAAUAGAUCACCUUAGAAAAUUAUGCAAUUAAUGUGAAAAUAAUUGAUGUUUGCAACGUGUCUUCCUUUGGUUUACAAUCAAUUUUAAAGCUACAUCUGUAUAAAAUUUCUGUAUAAAGGUGUUAUUUCUUUUUUAUGAGUUUAUGGCUAUGAAAACACCAGCUAUUUUGUUACAGCUGGCUGUUUUUAUAAGUGUAUCACAAUUUUCUUUAUGCAGAAAUGUUCUGAUUAGGAGUGGUUAUUGACUGUAACUACACGAUUAAAAUUGUUUGUAUGGUAUGACAUGGUAGGGUUUGUCUGCUUAUGUGAAGUAACACAAAGAGUCCAAGAUGGCCCUCAGUAAGAUGCAUGUUAAGACUUUCUUGACAUUUUACAGAUCUGAAAAAGAGCAAUUUAAAAGUCACUUGAUACGCUGUAAAAUUAAAUCUCGAACAUAUGCUCAUUUUUUAAGUUAAACAGUGAAGAUGAUAACCUGUUUUUGGUUGACGUUUUACUUGAUUAGGAGGAUGGUCAAAAGACUCACCAAUGAAGACAUCAGUUCAGUCUCUAGCAGAUACGCACUUAGAACAGAUUCAUCUGCAUUUACUUCACAAUACGCUCAUCAUGGCAACACUUUUUUAAAGCUGGUGUACAUACAUUUUUAAAGGCCAUUAAAAGUAACCUAAGUAGGGGGGGAAUGGACCUUCUGUACAAGAACUCCUUAGUAAGCACUGUAUUUUUUCUUAAGUUGUAAAUGGAAUACAAGUUAAUAACUGAGCUCAUUUGGUUGUGUAUGUCAUAACUAUAAGAACUCCAUGAAGAAGAUAAGAAUUAACCAACCUGGAAUUUAAACUUCAAAAUUCUUGCAAUGUAAAACUCAGUAAACUCCAGGAUAUGAAGUGAGGUACGCUAAUGUUCAUGUAAAGGAUAGGGCCAGUGUUGCAGUGUUUGGUUAUUUUUGUUCACAUUUAUUUUAUAUUUUGCUGCUUUUUUAAGAUUUCAUACUUGUUAGGGGGUGUUUGGGUUCCUUUGGUUCUGAAAUCACCCACUCUUCCUGCCUCUUUUCCCUGGACCCUGAUGAACUCCUCGGAGGGCAACUGGACUCCCCUGAUGCCGAACUUAAGAAACUAAAAUGGGAUCAUAGAAAACUCCCAAUUCAAUUUUCAGUUACUAUCUACUUUAGAAGCACAGCUGAACUACUUCAGAGGCAGCUGGUUUGCUGUAAACUUAAAAUUAUGUUGAAAAAGUUACACUUCUUUGUAUUAAAUGAGAAAACACCUUUAAACAUUCUAGCUUAUUACUAGGGUUCAGAAAAUCAUUUUAGCAAAAUAAUCUUGAGUUCAAAUUGAAACCAGAUUUCAUGUAUUAAAAAUAAUAAAUAGGGUAAUUAAAUAUGCUAUGAAAUGUAAUGAAAAACAGCCUAUCUUCUCUGACUUUAAAGGGAAAAGCUAGAGUGGAGGGUAGUGUGUGUUUGUGUGUGUGUGUGUGUUUUUUUAACAUAAGCACAACACCUAAUAUAAGGAGUCAAACUCCUUAUAUUCCUUAAGGGGAAUUUGGGUUGCAAAUAAGAUUUUUUUUCUUUCCCACCAGCCUCCUAACUUCUUUGAAAAUACAUUUUCAGUAAAUAGAAGAGUGUGUAUAAGAAAUCAACAUGACAAUAAAAUUCUCAGACUCUUUAACUCAUGCAGCAUCAUCUUGCUAAUAUAUUUUAAACCAAAAAAAAAGCACAUAUCAGUAAACAAUGUUGGUCAUGAUGGAGUGAGCAAAAUUGUUCUUCGGGAAGAUGGUACAUUUUACAAGAGGUUUGAGGAACCUUCCACGUUGCUUCCCGGGUGUCCUUUAUCCCCCCUACCAGUCCCAGUGUUGCCAGAGGCUAUGGAGAACUCCUUGACCAAGCUUCCUUGUCUCCAAGUACUUCAGAAGCUUUUGAAAGCUGGGCAUGACGUAGCGCUCCGUGCUGCUAAGGCCUUAACAGAGUCAGGUAGUUUACGGGUAAUAUUCAACCUUGUGCGUCUGAAUCUGUCAUGGACUCCUUCCCUCAGCACUUUGCCACUAAUUUGUAUUUCACUCUGUGGCCAUAUAAUACUUGCACAUUAUGCAAAAAAUAAUGAUAGUAUCCCCUUGGCACAUAAUAUGCAGAGUUGACACAUAACCUUUGAAAACCAAGGUAACUAACAUGUGUGCCCUAGUUGUGUGACCCUUAAAGCCUGUACAUAUUAUAUAUAAAAUGCAUAUCAAUUACCAUUUAGUCCUAAGGAAUUCUGAGCUAAGAAAAAAGUGUUUAUUUCUUCAUUAGUGAAAUCUAUAUCUAACUGUGCUUAUCUGAAAUACGUAGCUUAAGUAGAAAACAUUUUUAAAUGGUUCAAGAUGGAGUGAAAAUGACGAUCUCAUACAUUUCAUCAUUCAGUUCUGCCCUAUUCCAUAUUGUUAUCUUUGGCUGAUAUUAAGGUCCUUGAUUUUCACGAUAUUAUCAAUAAAUAAGGUAUUCUGAACUGCUUCGUGAUAUUUUCAAAAAAGAGCAAUUAAUAUGUGUAUGCCCUGUCAUAUAGCCAACAGAAAUUGGACUGCUGUGUUAAAGC
Budorcas taxicolor (takin) is the source of this 5918-nucleotide messenger RNA. It is a transcript of the gene SATB1, whose product is annotated as SATB homeobox 1. The record is from RefSeq and is a predicted model, not a curated record. The transcript is spliced from 11 exons. NCBI's taxonomy places the organism in Eukaryota, Metazoa, Chordata, Mammalia, Artiodactyla, Bovidae. The coding region runs from base 151 to 2433 and encodes 760 amino acids. Gene Ontology annotation, molecular function: DNA-binding transcription factor activity, RNA polymerase II-specific; RNA polymerase II cis-regulatory region sequence-specific DNA binding. Gene Ontology annotation, biological process: regulation of transcription by RNA polymerase II; chromatin remodeling.